ACUGAGAGGAAGCAGGGGCUCUCUUGAAUGCUCUUACACCAUAAUUCAGAAAUAAGAAGUCAGUAUUUAACAAAAGAAGUUCUGAGCAUGUAUUAGGCAAGGAGAUUAUUAAACUUGCUGGAAGUGGUCUCAGACAAGAAGUCUUUGCUGUUUCAUCAAUACUCUUGGCAUGAAAAUUCUGUAACCUCCUAGGAAAUUAAAACUAAAAUGGAUUUGCGAAACAUUCCUUAUCGCUCAGACGUGGCUGCUUGGAACCCAGAUGAACUAGCAGAGUACUUUAAAACAUUAAAGUACAAGGACUGUGAGAAAGUUGUCAGAAAGUACAACAUAAAUGGACAAAGAUUUUUGAACAUGUCUGAAAAUGAUAUUCAGAAAUUUCCCAAACUGCGAGUGCCAAUUAUAAGCAAAUUAAGUCAGGAAAUAAACAGGAACGAAGGCAGAAUUAGUUUCUUUCCAAAACGUCCUCCAACACAGAAAUUUGCUGACCAGAUGGGAUACAGUCAAGAAGAGGAUGGGGGCUGGUCUUCAUUUGAUGAAGAAGAAGAUGACUAUGAGAGCCCAGAUAAUGAAAAUGAACAGGAUGAUGGAGCUGACUAUGAGUCUCCAAGUGAAGAACCAGGUGAAGCAGGACCUGAUAGUGAUGAUUAUGAACCUCCUCCGUCCAAUGAUGCAGCACACCAUAAUGUAAUAUUUCCUGCCAAAUCAAUUCCAAGCAACACCGACUAUAUAGAUAGACCUACGACAGCUAGAUCAUCUCUCCAGCCUCCUAUUCCACCACAACGCCCUGGUUCAUCUCCCACACCAUCACCCUAUGGAGGAAGAGGGUUUCCUCUGCCAUCUUUCCCUCCUCCAUCAAGCAAUAACGAUGUGACUAGAGAUAGAAGCACCAAACCUUUAAAACCCCCAGCCCCUUCUAUAGACAGAAGCACAAAACCCCCACUGGAUCGUCCUGGGCCACCAUAUGAAAGAGAGAGCCCAGUACCAGGAAAGAGGCCACCAUUUCCUGAAAAGUCUCUGACACCAAAUCUAAGAUCUCUGGGGGAGCAGUUAGCAAAGAUACAAAAACCUCCUAUACCACCAACUGAGAGAUAUGAAAGAGGUCACCCAACCCCUGGAAGGAAGUUACCACCCAUAAGGCAGGGUUGGGCACCAGAAAAGAAACCUGAUGAAGAAGAAGAGACAGUACCACAGAGGUCAGUGCCACAGCUAUCUUUACCUCCCUACAGUUCCAACACUUUCCCUUCGAGAUCUGCCAAACCACCACCUAAACCUAGUCCAUCAGGAUCCAACAGUAUGCCUGGUGCAUAUGGAGAAAGUACUAACAGCCUGUCUUCAGGUGGCUCAUUACCAUCCCGCUUUCAAUUAGGUCAUAUCAACAGAUCUCCUUCACGAGGCACAGCAGAUAGCAGACCCCCAUUACCAGUUCCCAACAGACAGAUGGCCCGGUCCCAGAACACAGAGGAAAAUGAGGACUUGCUGAAUGAAGAAUGGUAUGUUGCUUACAUCAGCCGAGCAGAAGCAGAAGGAGCUCUUCGGAAGAUAAACAAGGAUGGAACUUUCUUGGUGAGAGACAGCUCUGGAAGAAACAGUACACACCCAUAUGUACUAAUGGUACUAUACAGAGGCAAAGUGUACAACAUUCAGAUUCGUUACCAGGAGCAUGAGCAAAUUUAUAUGUUAGGAACUGGAUUGAAAGGAAGAGAGGAUUUUUCUUCUGUAGCUGAUAUAAUUCAAUACUUCCAAAAAACACCCCUUCUGCUGAUUGAUGGAAAAGAUAGAGGUUCAAGAAACCAAUGCAUGUUAACAUAUGCUGCAGGACAUGCUUAGAAGGAAGCUUAAUGAAAGUCAUGUUCAGGAUCAGCUGCCCACAGGAACAUGCAGACCUCAAGAAUUUCUAUUCAAUGAACUAAAAUGAUGAAGAAAUAAUUAAAAUUACUUUUGAUUUAAUGAAAAA
Messenger RNA from Alligator sinensis (Chinese alligator), 1954 nucleotides. It is a transcript of the gene LCP2, whose product is annotated as lymphocyte cytosolic protein 2. Gene Ontology annotation, molecular function: protein binding. The transcript is spliced from 21 exons. The record is from RefSeq and is a predicted model, not a curated record. Lineage: Eukaryota; Metazoa; Chordata; Crocodylia; Alligatoridae. Gene Ontology annotation, biological process: cell surface receptor protein tyrosine kinase signaling pathway; intracellular signal transduction. The coding region runs from base 208 to 1827 and encodes 539 amino acids.